AUGAACGCCGCCAGGGCUGACUGCGGAGAAGACGGCUUCCACAGCAGCUAUUCCCAAUGCCUGGAGUCUGUCAAGGUGGUUGAAUGCACCAACACGCAAGCGGAAAGCGGCGCCUAUCGCCUAUGCGAGGUAGACCUCGACGUUCAAGCGUACCAACUGCAUUCCCAAGACCUAGAGCUACUGUCCCAACAUACGAGCGAAGAUUCGGAGGACGAGCCACAAGCACGCAUCAUUGCUUUGCCGAACAAAGGGUUGGAUGGUAUCUGGGAGACACUCUUGUUUGAACAGCCAAUCCCGUCCACCCUCCUGCGGGCAAUCAGUCGGAUGGAUUCGGCAGCUAACAUGCCUUCCAGCCGAGCGCUGGCCCAGAAACUGGCAAUUCGGCUCGGAAAGCAGUUCCCCCAAAGCAAGCUUGUCGAAAUCAACGCAAACGCAUUGGGUAGCAGGUUCUUCAGUGAAAGCGGCAAGCUUGUCACAAGAAUGUUCGGCGCCAUCGAGUCACUGCUUGACCAAGAGCCCGAGACCCUGGUAUGUGUCUUCAUCGAUGAAGUGGAGACGCUGACUGCAAAAAGAGAGCAAUCGCUCGUUGGAAAUGACCCGCUAGACGCCAUGCGCGCAGUGAACUCGCUGCUUACCGCGUUAGAUCGGCUGAGACAUCACCCUAACGUCGUGGUGUUCUGCACCAGCAACCUCUUCACGGCUUUGCGUGACCCGAGCAAUCCGGAGUCCGCAUUGGAAUACAUCGCCCAGCCCGCUGAGACCCUCGUGCUCCCUCGAUAUGAAAUGGUGCUGUGGUAUCAACUGUUCCCGGAGUCGAUCCCGAAGCGGCUGGGCGACAUUGCACACGCCAGCGUGGGACUGAGCGGCCGCACGCUGCGGCGACUGCCUGCCCUGUCGCUGGUGCUCACCAAUCACACCGCUUUCCCGCCGCCCAAAAUGCUCGCAACUUCGACUUUCGAACAACAUCUUUCAUCGCUGCGUCUCUGUGCUGCUCUCGCCAUCGCCUCGCGCCGCCCCCCGUCCCUGUCCGAGCCAGUCCUUCGUCAGUGCUGCACUGAUUGGCGGGGUUCCUUGAUCCCACUCACAUUUCACAUCAUGUUGGCCCGGUCGCUCCUGCGAAGCGUGCCCUCCAAGGCUUUCGCUCGACAGUCCUUCCGCCAGACAACCACGCGAUCCUCUUCCUCCAAGGCCAGCUCCGCAUCCGAAUCUCCAUUUUACCUGACUUUGACCGCUUCCGCUGCCACCGCGGCCACACUCGGAGUUGCAGCAUGGUACUACCAUCUCUAUGGGCCCCAGCUGCAAGCAAUGACUCCGGCUGAAGAGGGCCUUCGACGUGGUUUCCAAGUGUACCGUGAAGUUUGCGCGCAGUGCCACUCCCUUACCCGCGUCCCAUGGCGUUCGUUUGUUGGCACCAUGCACACCGUCGAUGAAAUGAAGGCUAUGGCUGAGGAAAAUGAAUAUGACACCGAACCCAACGACCAGGGAGAAAUCGAGAAGCGCCCCGGAAAACUCUCCGAUUAUAUUCCUCCUCCAUACAAGAACGACGAAGCCGCUCGCGCAGCGAAUAACGGUGCAUUGCCACCCGAUCUCAGUUUGAUUGUUAAGGCUAGACAUGGAGGCUGCGAUUACAUCUUCAACUUGUUGACCGGAUACCCCGAUGAGCCACCAGCGGGAGCUAGUGUGCAGGAAGGAUUGAACUUUAACCCUUAUUUCCCCGGAACUGGCAUUGCGAUGGCACGUGUUCUGUUUGACGGUCUUGUCGAGUAUGAAGAUGGAACCCCUGCGACGACCUCCCAAAUGGCCAAGGAUGUGACCGAAUUCCUCAACUGGGCGGCGGAACCGGAGAUGGACGAUCGGAAGAAGAUGGGCCUCAAGACACUCGUCAUUGCCGGAACGCUCUUCGCGAUCAGCGUCUGGGUCAGGAGAUACAAAUGGGCACCAAUCAAGACCCGCCAGAUCGUCUACUCUCCUCCCGUGGGCAAGAAGAGAUAA
Messenger RNA from Uncinocarpus reesii 1704, 1992 nucleotides. RefSeq names its product cytochrome c1. The record is from RefSeq and is a predicted model, not a curated record. The transcript is spliced from 9 exons. NCBI's taxonomy places the organism in Eukaryota, Fungi, Ascomycota, Eurotiomycetes, Onygenales, Onygenaceae. Gene Ontology annotation, biological process: mitochondrial electron transport, ubiquinol to cytochrome c. Gene Ontology annotation, molecular function: electron transfer activity; ATP hydrolysis activity; heme binding. Bases 1 to 1992 code for a protein of 663 amino acids.